Molecule: messenger RNA, 1768 nt
Organism: Quercus lobata
Lineage: Eukaryota; Viridiplantae; Streptophyta; Magnoliopsida; Fagales; Fagaceae
Product: ankyrin-1-like
Exons: 13
Coding region: 159-1538 (459 amino acids)
Molecular function (GO): protein binding
Source: RefSeq, a predicted model, not a curated record
AUGCUGUCUCUCUCUCAAACUCAAAGAGCUCUCUCACUUGAAAAGUCUCUCUGAAACUAAAACAAAAUUUAUAAGAACCCCAAAAGAGAAGAGAGGAGCUUUCUUUCUUUAGGGUUUUAGAAACUACUACUUUCGUUCUUCACCUUAUCACAUCAUUCAUGGCUUCCGAUGCUUCCGAUGCUCUUGAAGUGAGGCAGAAAGUUCAACAAUUUCUCAAUGCUGCUCGUAUUGGCAAUCUUGAUCUCUUAAAGAAUUUGGCGGGGCAACUCAAUGAGGGAAAGGGUUUGGCGAGAACUGUAGCGGAUAUUAAGGAUGCAAACAAACGAGGGGCGCUUCACUUUGCUGCAAGGGAGGGGCAGACCGAGGUUUGCAAGUACUUGUUGGAGGAGUUGAAGCUCGAUGUUGAUUCGAAGGAUGAAGAAGGUGAGACUCCUCUUAUUCAUGCUGCUCGGCAAGGACAUACUGAUACUGCCAAAUACCUUCUCGAGGGUGGUGCCAAUCCCGCUAUACCUAGUGACUUAGGGGCCACAGCCCUGCACCAUUCUGCUGGAAUAGGAGAAAUUAAGUUGCUGAAGAUUUUACUUUCCAAAGUUGUUGAUGUUGAUUCACAAAGUGAUGCUGGCACUCCAUUAAUUUGGGCUGCUGGUCAUGGACAACCAGAUGCCGUGAAAGUUCUAUUGGAACACCAUGCUAAUCCUAAUGCUGAAACAGAUGAUAAUAUUACUCCACUGUUGUCAACAGUGGCAGCCGGUUCGCUGCCGUGCUUAGAGUUGUUGAUUCAGGCUGGUGCCAAAGUUAAUAUUAGUGUUGGUGGAGUAACCCCUUUACACAUUGCUGCUGAUAAUGGGAGCUUGGAAAUCAUAAAUUGUUUGUUGAAAGCUGGAGCUGAUCCAAAUGUUAUUGAUGAGGAUGGUCUAAAGCCAAUCCAAGUUGCAGCUGCAAGAGGCAAUCGAGGAGCUGUUGAGAUUCUUUUUCCUUUGACAUCAAAAGUUCAGACCAUUGCAAAUUGGACUGUUGAUGGAAUACUUGAUUAUAUGCAGUCUGAGAUUAGCAAACAGGAUGAAGCAAGAAACAAAAAGGAAGUUAAUUUUCUGGAGGAAACUUCAUUAUCAAAUCAAGAUCUCCCCCAGGUGACACCAGAAGCAAAGAAGAAAGCUGCAGAAGCAAAAUCAAGAGGAGAUGAUGCUUUCAAAAGAAAAGAUUAUCAUAUGGCUAUAGAUUCUUAUACACAAGCAAUUGAUUUAGAUCCCACUGAUGCUACUUUGCUUUCCAAUCGGAGCCUUUGUUGGAUACGUUUGGAUCAAGCUGAGCAUGCCUUAGAUGAUGCAAAGGCCUGCCGAGCAUUAAGACCAGAUUGGCCAAAAGCUUGCUAUCGGGAAGGUGCAGCCCUACGUUUAUUACAGAGAUUUGAUGAAGCAGCCAACUCAUUUUAUGAGGGAGUGCAGCUUGACCCUGAAAAUAAGGAGCUUGUAAAUGCCUUCAGGGAAGCUGUUGAAGCUGGGAGGAAGUUUCAUGUUACCAAUCAGGAAAAACCAUAGCUUGCCUUCUGCUGAUAGCUCAAAGUUGUGACAAGAGGGAAGGAGGGACUGGAAUGGGGGUCCCCACAUGUGAGGAACUGUUAACUGUUAAGCUUAUUUUCCUUUUUGUUAUUUAUAUACCUGCUGCAAUGAUGGGGUAUACAUAGAGAACUGCAGUUAGCAAAAAUGGAUAGCUGUAAUUGUUUUACAAUUGUGAGUGAGAAUUGUCUGCAAUUUUGGUAGAGGUUUCA